Bombina bombina (fire-bellied toad) is the source of this 1655-nucleotide messenger RNA. RefSeq names its product NAD-dependent protein deacetylase sirtuin-3. The record is from RefSeq and is a predicted model, not a curated record. The coding region runs from base 166 to 1266 and encodes 366 amino acids. NCBI's taxonomy places the organism in Eukaryota, Metazoa, Chordata, Amphibia, Anura, Bombinatoridae. Gene Ontology annotation, molecular function: NAD+ binding. The transcript has 9 exons.
ACUGGGUGUAACUGAGAAGAAUAUGUAGAGUUAAGACAUUCCACUUCACUUAUUCUGGAGACAGUUCGUGAAGAUUAUCAAUGUUGUAAAUCCUUCAGCCUUAUCAGAAAUUUUGAAGAUCUGAUUGACUUUAAAAGUGCCUUUUUAUAAAUUGUUGAAGACACCAUGGAGAGCUUUAUUUCCACCUUGCCGUUCUCUACCCUUGACACACAGUGCAUUAAAAAUUGGCAAAUACCUGUAAUGCCAGCUUUGGCUAGUGUGCAGAAAACGGAAAGUCCAAAUGCUGCUAUUCAAAAGGUUGCCAUUACACCAAUAUGUCCUCCAGUAGAUAUGUGUGCCAAAAAAAGGUCUCGGCUGCCUUCCCUUGAGAAACAAAACCAUCCAAGGAGAAUUCUUAUGGCAAAAAGGACUCUGGCCAAAAAAGUCUACAGAAAAAAAUCACCUCCAGCUCCAUUAAAAUGUGAAGACCUUUCUGAUUUAAUUUUAAAUAACCACUUUAAGAACAUUAUUGUCAUGGUUGGAGCUGGAAUCAGCACACCUAGUGGCAUUCCAGAUUUUAGGACCCCUGGCACUGGACUUUAUGACAAUUUGCUGGAGUAUAAUAUUCCUUACCCUGAAGCCAUAUUUGACAUUGACUACUUUACAUAUAAUCCAGAGCCUUUCUUUAGCCUGGCUCAAGAACUAUACCCAGGAAAAUACAAACCCAACUUUGUUCACUAUUUUGUGAAGUUGUUGCAUGAUAAAGGUCUCCUGUUGAGAUGUUACACACAGAACAUAGAUGGCUUAGAAAGAAUGGCUGGGAUUCCUCCUGAAAAACUUGUGGAGGCUCAUGGGACAUUUUCUUCUGCAUCUUGCCACUUAUGCUAUACACCUUUCCCAGCAGCAGAAGCGCAGGAAUGUAUAAAGAGCGGCCGGAUACCACGUUGUAAAAUAUGCUCCGGAUUUGUCAAACCUGAUAUUGUGUUUUUUGGAGAAGAUCUUCCACAAAGUUAUAAUAAAGUGUCAAUAGACUUUCCAAAAGCUGAUCUCCUCAUUGUAAUGGGAACCUCACUGGCGAUUGAACCUUUUGCCAGUCUUGUAAAUUCUGUGUGCUCCAAAGUCCCACGUUUGCUUCUCAACCGGGAAUCGGUUGGUCCAUUUAAAAGAAACCCAUUAAAAAGAACAGAUGUUGCUCUAUUGGGAGACCUAAGUGAUAUCACCAGAAAAUUUGCACACUCUCUGAAUUGGCUCACUGAAAUAGAGGAAAUAAUGUCUCAUAGAAACUGAUUUGCUGUUUUGAAGAAAACACUGGUUGCUCAAUCCAAAUCUCUUGACUGGACAAGAAUGAAGCAGUGAUUCUGCAAACCUCAUUUAAGAUUUCGCUCUUAUGAGCUUCCAUGUUUGGUUUUAAUGGAAUCCCAUUGAUUGCAGUUUAUACCAUAAAAAACCUUUAGUGAACUGGGAGAAUCCUACUGAUUUAUUUUAAUUCAAAUUGGAAAUGCUACAAUAAUGUUGAGAAAACCAGUGUUUUACAUGCAACUUUUCUAAAUGUUCAUAUUUCUUUAAAGUUAUGUACAUUUUGUAUUUACUAUUUAAAUUUUAUUAUUUUAACCAUAUUUUAUUGUAUUUUUAUUAGUGUGUGUGUAAAGAUGAAUAAACUAAUUUCUAAGUUAUAA